UCUGAUUUUUCUUAAUAACUUGGCCAACCUGGCAUCAUGGCUGCCUUCCAACGUGGCAACGGCUGUGGAGUCGAGUACAGGCUGCCCCCUGGUGGUGGGACUGUGCUGCCCCAUGUCCACAACGCCCACUCAGGCCUUUGUUCAUCCCUUUGCCUUCCAGGUCCUGAGCGUGUGAGCUCCCCGCCCUAGGCUAGAAGCUCCCGGAAGGCAAGGACUGCCUGUCGCACUGCACUUAGAUUUCCUAGCAUCUUGCCUAGUGCUAGGCUCACAGUGGGUCCUCAAGAACAUUUGUUGGGGGGUGGACAUUUGGCCUGGCAUUUAAGCCACCAUGUGAGAUGCCCACAUCCCAUAUUGGAGGGUCUGGUUCAAGUUCUGGCUCUGUUCCUGAUUCCAGCUUCCUGCCAAUGUGCACCCUAGAAAGCAGGUGAUGGCGUGAGUACUUGGGUCCCUGCAACCCAUAUGGAUUGAGUUCCCAGCUGCCAGCCUCAGCUGCCAGCUUCAACAGCUGCUGGCUGUUGCAGGCAUUUGGAGGAGUGAACCAGCAGAUGGGAGUCUCUCUUUCUCUCUCUCUCUCUCUCUCUCGCUGCCUCUCAAAUAAAUAAAUAAUUAUCUUUCAAAAUGUUUAUUGAGUACAGGCAGUCUCCUUGGGAUGCACGCAUCCCACUUCUUCCAGCAUUUAAACGGUGCAAGUGUCACACUGCUUUAGUCUGGCUCUCCAAAGCCAAUCAGCUCCGGUCAUCUCGCCACAUCAGCCCACUUCCAUCCCCAGCAUCUUCACUCUGCGAUUUGACCUCUCCUCCUCUCAAGGGAGGCCGGCGAGGUACCACUCACAAGGCCACUGGGAAGACCACGGACCACCAGUGUCAGGCACUGAAUGUGGCCCUUGUUUUUGUCACAUAACCUGCAGUGCCCUUAUCUCCAAGAUAGCCGGUCUCCCCCUCUUUGCUGGAUGUGUGACUGGGGUUGUUUUCUCAGCCAAGCCCCAGGAAAGAGAUUACGCCAGAAAUCUCUCUUUUCUGAGAAUUUUCUGGGCCCCCUCCUCAGGAACACUGAGAGGGGUGAGCUCUUAUCAGGAAGGUUUGCACUUCUUAUCAAGCCCAUUCGUGGCCCUCCAGGGGACGACUGUAUUUAACAAGCCGCUCUGGAUGGCCACUGCAUGCUCCGCUCGCCUGAGUGCUCUGAACCCAGGAAGGAAGCAUGAAGUGGCUUGGGCUCCUCGGGCUGGUAGCCCUCUCGGAGUGCUUGGUCACAAUCCCUCUGAUGAAGGUGAAGUCCAUGCGAGAAAAUCUCCGGGAAAACGACAUUCUUCUAGACUACCUGGAGAAGCAUCCUUACCGCCCGACCUACAAGUUGCUUAGCGGACAGCAGGACCCAGACGUCUCUUUUGAACCCCUGAGGAACUACCUGGAUCUGGCCUACAUCGGCAUCAUCAGCAUCGGAACGCCCCCCCAGGAGUUCAAGGUCGUCCUUGACACGGGCUCUGCUGACUUGUGGGUGCCCUCCAUCUACUGCUCCAGCCCCGCCUGCGGUAAACACAACACCUUCAACCCUCUGCUGUCCUCCACCUUCCUGGUCUCGGGCCGGCCCAUUAACAUCGUCUAUGGCUCCGGGAGGAUGUCGGGAUUUCUUGCCUACGACACCGUUCAGAUUGCGGGCCUCGUGGACGUAGCCCAGGCCUUUGGCCUGAGCCUGCAGGAGCCUGGCAAGUUCAUGGAGUAUGCAGUCUUCGAUGGCAUCCUGGGCCUGAGCUACCCUAGCCUUAGCUUCGAGGGCAUCACCCCUGUCUUCGACAACCUGUGGGCGCAGGGCCUCAUUUCUCAGAACCUCUUUGCCUUCUACUUGAGCAGCAAGGAAGAGAGAGGCAGCAUGCUGAUGCUCGGCGGUGUGGACCCCUCCUACUACAGCGGGGACCUUCACUGGGUGCCGGUGUCCAGACCUCUCUACUGGCAGCUGGCCGUGGACAGAAUCUCCAUGAAUGGGGAGGCCAUUGGUUGUGACAGUGGCUGCCAGGGCAUCGUCGACACGGGGACCUCUUUGCUGAUUGGCCCGCGGGACCCUGUCCUCAACAUCCAGAAGAUCAUCAACGCCCAGCUCUCCCAUGGCGGCGAGUACAUCAUCGACUGUGACACCAUCAGCACCCUGCCUGACAUCAUCUUCACCAUCGAUGGCGUGGACUAUCCCGUGCCAGCCAGUGCCUACAUCCGCAAGGUGAGGGGCCUGACCUUGGGCGAUGAGCCUGGGAUAUUGGCACCUGCAGGAAUCACUGGGUUGCAGCUGGGAGGAAGAGGCCGCCUGGAGGCCAACCGGUGCCAUUGUAGAUGCUGCCAAGCCCACUGGGGCACCUCCCAUAAAGCUGGUGUGUGCAGACUGUGGCAUCCUUCACCCUCCGUAAAUAUUGAGUGACCUCUUGUGCUGGCGCAGUGCUAGGGAUGAGGAGAGGGGGCGCAAAGGGGCCUGCCCCUGGAAGCUUCUGUUUAAUCUGUUUAACAUGUCUCAGUGACAGGUCAAAGGGAGAGUGACGGGUGGGCUUGGCUAGAACUGUCCCAUCACAAUUAUUACUAGCGCUCCCUCAGAAUUGACCUGGUGUGGAUGAUAAAUUAUACGGCCACCCAAGGCCGAGGCUACAACUGUGCUCCCUCCCCUGUGAGUUAGAGUUACAGCCCCUCCCUCUGCAGGGUGCUGGGGACACGGACAUGAGCAGAGUGCCUGGGGACAACAUGGGACCAGACACACGGAUGAGGCUAAACAUGUCAGGUCCCCAUGAGAGUCCAGGGGAGGCUGAAGGGGUUAAAAGAGAGUGUGAGAAUGAGAUGUUAUUCAGCCAUUAAAAAGAAAGAAAUCCUGUCAUUUACAGCAACAUGGAUGGAACUGGAGGGUAUUGCAUUACGUGAAAUAAGUCUGGCACAGAAAGACAAAUUCUGCUUGUUCUCACUCAUUUUAAGAUUUGUUUAUUUAUUUAUUUGAAAGGCAGAUUACAGAUAGAGGAGAGGAAGAGAGAGAGGAAGAGAGAGAAAGGAGGAGAGAAGGAGGGAGGGAGGGAGAGAGAGAGAGACAGAGACAGAGACAGACAUAUCUUCCAUCUGCUGGUUCACUCCCCAAAUAGCUGCAACAGCUGGGGCUGGGCCAGGCUGAAGCCAGGAUCCAGGAGGUUCAUCUGGGUCUCUCUUGUCUGUGAGGAGGCCCAAGCACUUGGACCACCUUCUGCUGAUUUCUCAGGUACAUUAGCAGGGAGCUCGAUCAGAAGUAGACAGCUGGGACUUGAACCAGUGCUCAUAUGGGAUGCUGGUGCCACAGGCAGCGUCUUAACCUGCUACGUCACAAUACUGGCCCCACACGCGUGUUCUCACUUCUAUAUGGAAGCUAAAGCAAUGACCUCAAAGAAGUAGAGAACACGAGAGUGCCUACCAGAGCCUGGGAAGAGCGUGUGCACAGGGGUGUGGGGAAUGGGGGAUGAUGGUUAACGGGCACAGGACGGAGGAAUAACUUCUAAUAUGCUAUGGCACAGUAGGGUGACUAUGGUUGACAGCAAUGCAUUGAAAAUAUCAAAAUAGCUACUAGAGAGGAUAUUGAAUGUUCUGAACACAAAGAAACGGGAAACAUCUGAGAUGACAGACAUGCCCAUCACCCUGACCUGAUCCUGGCUCACUGUAUAUAUGUAUUGAAAUAUCACACCAUACCCCGUACAUGUGAACAAUUAUUUGUAUACAGUUUCAACUUUUUUUAAAAGAAGACUGUGAGACAGGGAGAAAUUGGACAUUUCCUUUUUUUAAAUUUUAUUUAUUUACUUAUUUUAAAGGCAGACUGACAGAGAAACCCUUCAUCUACUGGUCCACUCCCCAAAUGGCCACAAUGUCUGGGAGCAUCCGGGUCUCCCAGGUGGCUGGCAAGGGCUUAGGCAUGUGGGGCAUCUUCUGCUGCUUUCUUAGAUGCAUUAGGAAGGAGCUGGAUGGGAUGUGGGAUGGCCCAAGGGGCAGCUGGGACUGGCCCUCCCGUAUGGGAAACUGGUGUCACGUCAGCAACACUCACAAUACUGGCACCAAAGCUGAACUUAUCUAAGGCCACAGACUCACAGAGGCAGGACUGGGGCUGUCUGUGUUGGGGGCGGUCUACCCCAGGCUCCAUGCAAACAGGGUCCCAGGGAGCUGGGAGGAAGAGGCCCCCCUGGAGGCCACACUGUGGGAGAGGGCAGGCGUGUGAGCAGCCAGGGUAUCUAGCCCCACGCAGCCCGAUGAGACCUUAGACCCAGGAUGCACCGGUGCCAGGGACCACCGAGGAACAUCACCUGGUCUGGACUGCAGGGCUGAGGAGGUGGGGCACAGGACCAGGCAGGCUCCCCACGGGGGUCCUUGCGGAAGCCCACCUUCAGGAGUGAGCAGGGGAGAGGGGGACAGGGAAGGGUGUUCUCUGCAGAGGGAACAGCCCCACAUGGGUCAAAGGUGACAGCACAGGCGUGGGUGGCCGGCGAAGGUGAGGGCUGACCGCCACGUUUCCAUGGUCUCCAGAGCUCAGUGCAUGGCUGCUACAGCAACUUCGACGAGAGCGCUGCCCACGAGUCUGAGCCGUACGAGGUCUGGGUGCUGGGAGACGUCUUCCUGCGGCUCUACUUCACCGUGUUUGACCGGGCCAACAACAGGAUCGGCCUG
Oryctolagus cuniculus (rabbit) is the source of this 4643-nucleotide messenger RNA. The record is from RefSeq and is a predicted model, not a curated record. NCBI's taxonomy places the organism in Eukaryota, Metazoa, Chordata, Mammalia, Lagomorpha, Leporidae.